AUGCGUGCCUGUACACUUGGACAAAUGACCAAAAUGGAGGAUGAACAAGAGGUCGAACAGGAGCAGGAGGGGCAGCGGCAUUCGCGAUGUAGUUCGUUACUGGAAGAGCAUUCUGCGACGGAAUUAGAGCAGCAAUUCCGCGAGGCAAAGACGACCAUCGCUGUGCUUACCGAACAAUUAAAGACUGCCUGGGAGACCCAACAGAAACUGGAGACGGAGCUGGCAGAGGUUCGAGCCAGCACGCCACAACUCAUGAUGGAGCUCGCGGUCACCCAAGAGCGACUCAAAGUUGCGGAGGAAAACCAAGCUCGUCUCGAGAAGCAAUUGGCCGAUUCUCAAGGCAAAGUAAUUAUCGAUAUACCGCGACUUGAGACGGAACUCGCCGUGGCGAAGGAGCAACUUAAAGCGUUUGAUGACAAGUUUAAGGCGAUGAAACUGGAACAUUUGCUUCAACUGGAGAAUAUAACGCUGCAACUCAAGUCUAUGGAGGAGAAACACGAGCUCCAGCAACGCGCCGAGAAUCUAUUGACCAAGUCAAAAGAUCGAGAGCCUGAAGACUUGCCAACACCGGAGAAAUUAUACCUGGCACCUAUGAUGAUCUUGCCGGACAUGUGCAAUGACUUGACUUGUGUAACUUUCGUUACUGGGUCCUCUCGAGAAGCUGUUGACGAAAAAAUCCAGAGGUUACGAGGUCAGAUUCUACCAGGUGCGAAGGCGAUUCUCGUCGAGUCUGAAGAAGAAGCGGACAACAUCAAGCAGUCGAUCGUGGAUAGAGGGCGCGAACUCACACAGCGCAAGCGAAACAAGAAUCCGAAAUUAGCGGUUGAGGUCGAAUUUCACAAUGAGCCCAACAAACUUUGCACUCGUCAUGCUGAUGAUCAAGCCACUACGCGUGAGGAAUUUCUACGGCUUUUUACACUUCCGUUCGCUCCUCUUGGUGAACUAGUCGAACAUAUCAUACCAGAGAUCGCAACACCGGAGAAGACUGUCGAUAAAGAACUCUCGUCUGUGGUGACUACAGCUCGUUUGAAGAAGAUUGUCGAGAAGGCGACACCUCCAGCGAGUCCAACGUCAGGGGAGGAGAUGGCUGAAGAGCCUCGGCCUUCUCGAAUUCCGUCAGUGCGUAGCUGGCGUCAGCUUGUACGAGGACCAAAUCUUCGGCUUUCGCAGCGUUUUGGGUACAGUUCUGAUCCAGCUACGUUGCUAGCAUUUCUUGCAAGUUUGUCUGAGGGUGAACAACCAGUGUUGUUGGAUGAUGAUUCCGACGAAGAAAGUGGCCAGACUCUGCCAUUGAGUACACAAGAAGGGAUGGUUCAGCGGUUUAAGAUGAUGCGUGCCAGGUUUGUUCGACCUGGAGGCAUUGUGGGUGAACAAAUGUUCGCUGGACACCUCUGCACCAGUAGUAUGACACUUGAUGGUGCUAAGCCAACGUCCGAAUUGAGAUCGCUGCAGGAACUGAAGCCGAUGAUUGGCAAAGAGUUAGAGCUCGGGACGACACACAGAGGCCGAUACCUUUGCGGUUGGGUGGCUGUUGAUGACGCAUUCUUCGGUAUUGCCUCGUCGUCGCUGAUUCUUGAGGAUGUUACGGGCUAUUUGGUGGAGAUUGCAGCCUACGGAUUGGUGAAUACCGAGCUUCCGCCACAUGAACGGCAACGUGUAGUGGCAGGCAAGUUCCCUAAAGGACGACCGAUUGUUGUUCUGGAGCCGUACUAUAAGGUGCGAAUGGAUGGAUCAGAAGGAGUUCGAAUCGACCAAGCAGAAGAAAUUAUCCCAUGGCGAGAUGUGCCAACCGACUUGAUGAGCUGGAAAACCCUUGGAAACGAGUUCUUUAGUAUGAUGAAUUCCCAAUACGAAGGAGCACUAGCGUGCUAUCGACGUACCCUGAAAGCUGUACAGUCUGAAGUUCGUAUGCUGGCAGUGCUACUCACAAAUAUUGCAGCCUGUCGCGUCAAAACGGAAGACUAUGUAGUCUCCAUCCAGCUUUCCGGUGCAGCUGUGCACCUCAAUCCUACCUAUUUCAAAGGUUGGUAUCGCCUCGCGUCGGCAAUGGCUAAAGUCGAAGGUGACGAGUAUAGUGACUUGCUACCAGAACGAGUAGUUGCUCAAGCACGUAAAGCGUUACCCAACCUGUCACUUCAAGAAGAGAAAUUGCUGCAAAAUACGCUAGACGACUCGACAUCCCAUCACACCAAGCACUCCCAGUUUUGCUCAUACGCGGAAUGGUGCUUGAAAGUAGCAGACGCUGGAUUAUUGCUCACCGGUGGGGAAAAAUCUGGUGAAGCAAAGACUGCGGAUGAGUGGCGAAAAGAGGGAUCAGAUUAUUUCGCCAAGGGUGACUUCGAAUCCGCUGAGAAAAGCUAUCGGAACGGGGUGGCGGCCAUGACGUCAUGCUGUCAGAAUGUAUCGGUAGUGCUGAACAACGUUGCUGCUGUUCACCUGGCGCUGCAUCGAGAUUCAUCUGCCGAAGCGGACGAGAUUCCCAGUAUCGAGGCUGCAGUUUUGAAUUGUACAGUUGCCGGAAUAGUCGAUCCUCUGAACCACAAGGCGUGGCUUCGUCGAGCCCGUUGCUUGGAAACCAUGGGAUUUAGUCAGGAAAUAUGCGUCCAAGACUUGUAUGGAAUCCGCGCCAACGUCGUUUUGAACGCCGUGGAACCAAUGAAGAGCUCCGACCAGUUAAAGGUGUUCAGACGCAGUCUGGAUGCUGGUAUUCAGAAACUAAUCAGAUCAAAGUCUACCGAGAAGGAGUCUAAAUCAUCGAGAGAGGUUCAAACAGAACAGCAUGAAGAGGAUCUACCUUGUGACGUCCCAGCAGUCGAAGACUACGAAUCAAUUGAUCAAUACAUCGCUUGCUUGGAAGGGUUUGUGGGGAGAACGCGCUUGGCACAUGCCAUAUCCAAGUCGCAGUCGAACCCUCGACUCCAGCUACUACCUCUUGAGAUGCAAAUGUUCUUUGCACAUCCGCCACCAGGAAUCCAUACCGAGUACCCAAAGCUUCGCGGAUGGCCAGAAGGGAUUAACACAACGCUUGCCCAGAAGCUUCUCUAUCGCGCGUUCUUGGAUGCCAGUGUGAACCCUUGGAUCGAUGCACUACGCAUGCGUGAUGGGUCUUUCUUUCGUAGUCUAAGCUGCGAUGACAAGAUCAAGCGAUGGCAUGAAGCUGGAGCGAUGGAGCAGCUUCACGCAAAGAAUCAUGGGGAUAUUAUUGACGCUCGUGAAGCACUGAGUGACUAUGUACCGAGUUAUCACGCGAAGACCCGAUCCAAUUUUUCAAACAAUGUCAGUCGCGCAGAUAUCUAUUACUUCGACUCAACUCACGUAGCAAUUGGCUUCAAUGAUUUUAGUAGUCUCCUUGCCGCCACGCUAUGUAAGAACUCAAGCCGCGACGAACCUUUGAGAUAUGUGGGGUUCGAGAUGAGCGAAUUUGCUGUCGCCAAGUGUAAAGUAGUUGCGUAUAUGCUUGGAUGUCCAAGCGUCUCGAUCUCAAGCAUCAUGGAAGUUUGGCUCUCGUCAACGUGGAGUGCGACCGCGUUGAAAGAUUUUCGGGACAGUUUGAACGUGGUAUUGGCGUCGCUACAAGAGCAGGAGGAGAACCCGAAGGUGUUGUCGUAUUUGAAGCACUGGGCGUCUGUCGAGGCGAUUUCUGCUACUGAAGCACGUUCACAGUUCUUUUCGAACUUGCACAAGCACAGCAGUAGAAUUCUACCUGCGCUCUGCUGUUUCCGCCGUCAGAUCGACCGACUGGACUUGACUCAGUACAUGCUGAGUGGAGAGAUCCGAGUAUCUUCGGAUGUUGCGAAUCUGGUUGAGAAGGAGCAACCUGGUGCAACUAAAACGACAACUGGGUCGACUAAACAGUCGAAGAAGAAGCGCAAUAGAAAGAAGAAAAGUACUAAAGGAACAACUGCGAAACCCACUAGUUCUGCACCACUGGUUGGAAAUUUGACGAUGUGGAAUGUGCCUGUUGGUUCGCCUCCUCUUGAUGAUGAGAUAGCGCUCAACACAGUGGAUUUUACGAACUUGGUUGAGGACUAUGUUGCGCGAGAAAAGAAGCAGAAGAACUCUACAAAAGGAUUGUCAGUGGUGGAUUUGUUCAUCAUCCAUAUUCUCAAGAAUCUCCAUCGUCUUCGCGGUCUGAUCUUGGCCAAUCAACUGGCUAUUGAAGUGAACUACGGCGUCGUCAAAGCAGUUCGAGGAGAUGCUGUGAACGAUCCCGUGAAUCAGGAACUGCUGGUGCGAAUUGCCGAAAUGCGCCCAGAGACUAUCUCGUGGUCAAAUCUACCGGACUAUUUCUUACUCGAAGAUUUUCAUGAUCUCGCUCGCCGCUGUUCAAUAUAUGGAGACUGCAUGCACUACGGAUACAGCACGAACUGGCCGGCUCAAGUGUAUGGAGCGUCAAUUAUUGACUAUGACCCGAAACGUGGACGAGUGAUGAUCGAUGCGGUGUUGAACUCAGCUCUCGGAUUCUCGAGUGAGCAUCGGCCAGUGCCUCCGCUUCCUUCCAUGGUUGAUAUACUCACGAAGGAAAAUCUGGACAAGUUGUUGUUUUUGCCGUUCCGCGAGCCUCCACUCGAUGCCACGGCGUAUGUUCUCGCACAAAUGUACAAUGAUGAUUGGAUCGAGCACUUCGUGAAAAAGGGGGAAAGUAUGACUUGGGCCUCACGAUUUAACUGCGGCUUUCAGAUGGGGACCAACAAUCUGGCGGUCAAGAGUCCUCUCUAUCGCUCACCAUGUACUCUCUACAUGGGCUGGUGCUACGACCCACACGUGCGUUUGAUCGAGAAAGAUCCGUUCGAAUCCAACGCUAUCCGUCAUUUGGAAAUGCUGGCUAGGUCGAUGGUGAUGAACGUUGGUGGGUAAAAGCCACUAGCUGACAGCAACUGGUGUUAUGUUAUAGUGACAGGAUGCAGCGGUAACUCAUAUUCAUUUGUCUUUCAAUGU
Messenger RNA from Phytophthora nicotianae INRA-310, 4938 nucleotides. RefSeq lists its product as hypothetical. The transcript has 3 exons. Bases 1 to 4857 code for a protein of 1618 amino acids. The record is from RefSeq and is a predicted model, not a curated record. Gene Ontology annotation, molecular function: protein binding. NCBI's taxonomy places the organism in Eukaryota, Oomycota, Peronosporomycetes, Peronosporales, Peronosporaceae.